Acanthosepion pharaonis is the source of this 1296-nucleotide messenger RNA. NCBI's taxonomy places the organism in Eukaryota, Metazoa, Mollusca, Cephalopoda, Sepiida, Sepiidae. The record is from the annotation of a GenBank genome assembly.
AUGUUUAUCUCUCUCUCUCUCUCUCUCUCUCUCUCUCUCUCUCUCUCUCUCUCUCUCUCUAUCUAUCUAUCUAUCUAUCUAUCUAUCUCGCUAAUUUACUCACUCUUGCACUCGCUUUCUCAUUCUCUCGUUCUCUCUUCGUUUAUCAAUGGAUUUAUUUCUGUCUUUCAAUUUUUCUUUUCCUUUCAGUCUUUUUAUCUUCCAAUCCGUCCACAUCGAUUUUUCUGCCUUUCAGAAAGAAUUGUCCUUCUCUUUUUCCCUUCAUUUUCCUUUGUUUUCUUGUUUCUUUUUCUUUCUAUUUUACUUUUUGAGAGUUUGUUUCCCGUCUUUCUUAUUUUCUUCACGACUUCACCAAAGGAUUCAAUCAUUUGUUCUUUUAUAGCUCUGUACCUACAAUAUCUCUCUCGCUUUAUCUCUAUCUCACCCACUCACAUACAUAAACACACAUACACAUGCGCACUAUCUAUCUAUCUAUCUAUCUAUCUAUCUAUCUAUCUAUCUAUCACAGCUAAUCUCAAUAUGUUCGUAUCUUCCUAUUUUUCAAUCUUCUCUCUUUUUAUCUUCUUAUCCAUCUAUAUGAACUCACUGAUUAUCUAUCAGUUCUUAUUGAUCCCUGUCUGUUCUUAUUUCUCUCUGUUUAUGUCUGUUUCUCAAUCGAUUGAUCGAUCGAUCGAUCUAUUUCUCUCUCUAUCUCUGUCUAUUCUAUUUUCCUUUGGUCACAAUCCCUCCUCUUUCUUUCUCUCUCUUUCUCUCUCUCUCUCCACGUCUUUCUCUCUCUCCCUUCCUCCAUCCGUCCCUACAUCUAUCUCUUUUCCAUCUCUAUCUCUCUUUAUUUCUACCUCGCUUCCCAUUUUUCUUGCGCUUUCUACUUUAAUAUCUGCAUCAGUCUGUUCACAUUUAUCGACCUGUACAUAUCUAUCUAUCUAUCUAUCUAUCUAUCUAUCUAUCUAUCUAUCUAUCUAUCUAAGUCUUUCUAUAUCUAUCUAUUUGCCUAAUCUUUCUAUAUCUAUCUAUUUGCCUAAGUCUGUUCAUAUCUAUCUAUCUAUCUAUCUAUCUAUCUAUCUAUCUAUCUAUGUGUCUCAGUUUAUAUCUAUUUCCCUAUUCUUUCCAACUUUCUGCCUCUCUCCACCCACUUUCUCUCUGUGUAUGUGGGCGCGCGCGAAUGUGUUGACUGUCUGUAUCUCUCUGUUUUCUCUUCUUUCUCAUUCGCUUAUUCACCUCUCUUUCUUAGAGUCUCUUACUAUUUCUUUCCCUCACUCAACAAGGCCCGACGAACGAGCGACUCACUCCAACUAA